AUGGAAAAUACGAGGCCAGAGGCACAGCAGAAGCCUUUCUCCGAGGUCGAUAUCACACCCACACCAGAAAUCACAUUACCACGCCAACAAUCGGAUAUUUCAUCUGACGUGUAUCCGGCUCCAUUGCAGACAAGUUUGUCAUCAGAUAGGCUUUCACGGUCACAAACAGGGAGCCCACCGCUGAGCAACCCUGAGACUGAGACACGCCCACUACAGCCAUCGGCCGUGUCUUCAACGCGUCACGAGCGGAUGCCCUCAGUAAACUCUCUACCACCAAAGGAAGGACAGUUCGGGGUUGUAUCAAGUAGCGGACAGCUGGUGUGCGAGUUCAGGCCAACGCCUAACACAGACGAAGCUCCACAACCACCAUCGAAGGAACAAUUUGCCGAAACCUCGUCAUCAUUUUCAGAACAGAAAUCACCAGAAGAAUCAGUAUCACCUCCACCACAGGGAGGCAGUCGGCCGCACGCCGCAUCUCUGAGUAGUGCACCGGAGGGUCCGACAAUCAGCACGUUGGAGCUUGCGGUCGACUAUAGCAAUUACCCAGAGGUAUAUCUCCCGAACGAAGAGGAACGACCAAAUUUGCCGCCGCGGAGUCCAAUCCCACGAAAAUCACUCCCGAUGGACGACUCCACGCCUGCGCCGGCGUAUUCGACCCCGGCGGACUAUCAAAGGAUUGGAUAUACCGGGACGCUCGACAUGUCGAGCGCGGUGGCCACGGUGACGCCUCUCCACAUGCUGGGGGACCAGUCAGACAUGAUCGAUUGUCCGUUCUGUAUGAAGCGAGUCGAGACGUCGGUCAAGAAGAAGGCGUCCAGCAUGACACACACCUGGGGCACUGUCCUAUUCUUCACCACUCUCUUCGGCGUGGUGGCGCCAUACUGCUGCGACUGGUAUGUCAAUGUCGAGCAUUAUUGCAAGAACUGCAAGCGGAAGGUUGCGCAGAAGAAGUUCAACAGCGACGAGAUGGAAGCGCUUGGGACGCGACCUGAACACAGACAGGUAUCGUACUUCGAACCAGCGGAGAAGCCGACGAAGAAGUUUCGGUCAUAG
Molecule: messenger RNA, 1053 nt
Organism: Diaporthe amygdali
Lineage: Eukaryota; Fungi; Ascomycota; Sordariomycetes; Diaporthales; Diaporthaceae
Exons: 2
Coding region: 1-1053 (350 amino acids)
Source: RefSeq, a predicted model, not a curated record